Molecule: messenger RNA, 5388 nt
Organism: Pediculus humanus corporis (human body louse)
Lineage: Eukaryota; Metazoa; Arthropoda; Insecta; Psocodea; Pediculidae
Product: Chromo domain protein, putative
Exons: 25
Coding region: 1-5388 (1795 amino acids)
Biological process (GO): nucleosome organization; regulation of transcription by RNA polymerase II
Cellular component (GO): chromatin; nucleus
Molecular function (GO): DNA binding; ATP-dependent chromatin remodeler activity; chromatin binding
Source: RefSeq, a predicted model, not a curated record
AUGCCUCAGUGCGGUUCGGAUGAUUCUGGAUCGGAAUCUGACAAUAAAAAGUCAUCCGGCUCGGACAAUGAAUCAAGUAGCGGUAGCUCAAAAUCAAAAUCAGAUUCAGAUAGCGAUUCAUCAGGUUCAUCUAUAACUUCAAACAAGUCAAAUUCCGGUUCUGGAACAAGGAGCGGAUCCGAAUCCGAUACAAAAUCAGAAAAAUCUCCAUUUAAAACCAACGUGCAUUUAAGCGCGGAAAAAAAUGGAAAGAAAGAAGACCUGAAACAGUGCUGGGAAGAAAAUCCGGAUGUUUAUGGAAUUCGUAGAUCGGGAAGAUCCAAAAAAGAACCGGAGAGGUUGGAAGUCAGAAGUGGAUCUUCUGAAAAGGGUAGAAAAAAUUCUAGACGAAAUUCUAAAAGUUCGAAUACGUGGAAUUCGUCCGUGUCAGAUUCUGACACCGAUAAAGAUAUUAAACCCCGUCCUCCGAGAAGUCGGCCACCCGGAAGAAAACCCGCCAAACCUAUAUCGAGGGGAAGAGCAAAAACUCAAGAAAAAUCACGGAAAAGAAGGUAUAGUGAUUCUUCAGAUGAUUCAUCCGACAGUGAUGCUGCCAUCAGGCGGACACACACUCGGAGAGCAGGGACCGGUAUUAGUUACAAGGAAGAAAGUGAAGAUGAAGAAACGGGUUCGGAUGAAGUUACGGAAGUAAAUUGGGAUGAAUCUGCUCAAACUCAAACGGCAGGAGAAACGGAUACGGCUGACACAAUUGAAAAAGUUUUAGCACAAAGGAGGGGUAAAAAAGGAGCUGUCGGCGGACCGACGACAUUUUACGCCGUCGAUGAAAACGGAGAUCCCAACGAAGGAUGUGAUCCAAAUGAUAGAGAAGGUACAGAAAUUCAAUAUUACAUUAAAUGGAAAGGUUGGUCUCACAUUCACAAUACCUGGGAAUCGGAGCAAUCGCUUAAAGAUAACAAGGUAAAAGGAUUAAAAAAAUUAGAAAAUUAUAUGAAUCGAGAAGAUGAUUUGGCCGCUUGGAGAAAACACGCUAGUCCAGAAGAUAUUGAAUAUUACGAAUAUCAAUUGGAACUUCAAAGUGAUUUACUGAAAAGUUAUACAAACGUUGAAAGGGUUAUAGAAGCGUCAGUCGAAGAUGGUAAUAUAAUUAACAAAAAAUGGCCGAAAAAAGUUCAGGAGUACAAGGAAAGAGAAGAAUCUAAAAGAACGCCAAAUAAAUCGUGUCGAGCUUUAAAAGUUCGACCGAAAUUUUUUCAAAUAAAAAAUCAACCAUCGUUCGUGGGAGGCGAUAGCGCGUUACAACUUCGAGAUUAUCAAUUGGAUGGAUUAAAUUGGCUCGUUCAUUCGUGGUGUAAAGAAAAUUCUGCCAUUCUAGCCGAUGAAAUGGGUUUGGGAAAAACAAUACAGACAAUUUGUUUUCUGUAUUAUCUCUUUCGGACGCAUCAAGUUUACGGACCAUUUUUACUCGUCGUACCCCUUUCGACGAUGACUUCGUGGCAAAGAGAAUUUUCUUUGUGGGCUCCCGAAAUGAAUUUUGUUAUAUAUUUAGGGGAUGUUAAUUCUAGGAAUAUUAUUAGGGAUUACGAAUGGUGGCACACGGGAACAAAAAGACUAAAAAUUAACGCAGUUUUAACUACGUACGAAAUUGUUUUAAAAGAUAAAGCGUUUUUAGGAUGUAUUAGUUGGGCUGCUCUGCUGGUGGACGAAGCCCAUCGUUUAAAAAAUGACGAUUCCUUAUUGUAUAAAGCAUUAACCGAGUUUGACACUAAUCAUAGGUUAUUAAUCACAGGAACGCCUUUACAAAAUAGUUUAAAAGAACUUUGGGCAUUAUUGCAUUUUAUUAUGCCAGAUAAGUUUGCAAAAUGGGAAGAUUUCGAAAGAGAACACGAUCACACGGCUCAAAAGGGUUAUGCAAAGCUUCACGCUCAAUUAGAACCCUUCAUUCUUAGACGGGUCAAAAAAGACGUUGAAAAAUCACUUCCGUCAAAAGUCGAACAAAUAUUACGCGUAGAAAUGUCUUCUCUUCAAAAACAAUAUUAUAAGUGGAUAUUGACUAAAAAUUACAGUGCUUUACGAAAGGGUGUGAAAGGGUCUACUACUACUUUUAAUAAUAUAGUUAUAGAACUAAAAAAAUGUUGUAAUCACGCGUUUUUGACAAAACCUUCGGAAACGGAAAAUAAAAGUAACGAAGCCGAUUCGCUUCAGAUGUUACUUAGAGGUUCGGGAAAAUUGGUCUUAUUAGAUAAGCUUCUAGUCCGUUUAAAAGAAACAAAUCAUAGGGUUUUGAUAUUCUCUCAAAUGGUCAGAAUGUUGGACAUUUUGGCCGAAUAUUUACAAUUGAGAAGAUUUCAGUUUCAAAGGUUAGAUGGAAGCAUAAAAGGAGAAAUUAGAAAACAAGCUUUGGAUCAUUUUAAUGCGGAAAAUUCUAUGGAUUUUUGUUUUCUUUUAUCUACUAGAGCCGGAGGUCUGGGCAUAAAUUUAGCAACAGCAGAUACAGUAAUAAUUUUCGAUUCGGAUUGGAAUCCGCAAAACGAUUUACAAGCUCAGGCUCGAGCACAUAGGAUAGGACAAAAAAAUCAAGUAAAUAUUUAUAGAUUAGUAACGAAAAAUUCCGUCGAAGAAGAAAUUAUUGAAAGGGCGAAGAAAAAAAUGGUUUUGGAUCAUUUAGUCAUACAAAGAAUGGAUACCACAGGGAGAACGGUUCUCGAUAAAAAAGGCUCUUCGGUUACGCCUUUUAACAAAGGAGAUUUGACAGCAAUUUUAAAAUUUGGCGCCGAAGAAUUAUUUAAAGAUGAAGAGGAUGGGGAUGAAGAACCAGCGUGUGACAUUGAUGAAAUCUUAAAAAGAGCAGAAACCGCUGAAGAAGCUCCUGCAACCGUUGGAGAUGAAUUGUUAUCUGCAUUUAAAGUUGCCAGUUUUGCCGCUUUCGACGAGGAAAAGGACUUGCCUGCCGAAGAGCCAGAACCUGAAGAAGAAACCAAAGAUUGGGAUGACAUCAUUCCAGAAAAUUAUCGUAAAAAAGUUGAAGAAGAAGAAAAGGCCAAGGAAAUGGAAGACCUUUAUUUGCCUCCUAGAAGUCGUAAAACAUUGCAACAAAUCAAUCAAUCCGAUAGUGAUAAUGCCGAAGAUAAAAAAGCAAAAAAAAAGAAGACUGAGGAAUCUGAAGGUGAAGGAAGUGACGAAGAGAGCGACGAGGAAAGGCCCAAAAGAAGAGGGCGACCAAAGAAAUGUCCGUUUGAAUGCGAAAAACCAUUUUCCGAUGCGGAGGUACGAAGAUUUAUCAAAAGUUAUAAAAAGUUUUCAACGCCUUUAAAACGUUUAGAAGCCGUUGCGUGCGAUGCGGAAUUACAAGAAAAACCGUUAUCGGAUUUGCGAAAACUAGGGGAAUACAUAGAAAGGAAAUGUAACGAAUUGAUGAUAGAAACACAAAAUUUUCAAAAGGAAAAUUCUGAAAUUAACCAAAAUAACGAAGACAGUAAUCUUUCAGUGCCCACCAAAAAACAUAGACUUAGAGGUCCUUCAUUUAAAAUUGGACGGGUCUCAUUAAACGCCAAAACUCUUUUAGCAACUUUAAAAGAAUUAGAACCUCUUGAUGAAGCUUUACCAAGCGACGUUGAAGAAAGGAAAAGAUGGAUAUUAGAUUUUAGAGUUAAAUCGGCAAAUUUCGACUGUGAUUGGGACAUCAAAGAAGAUUCUUGUUUACUCAAAGGCAUUUAUCAAUACGGUUUAGGUUCAUGGGAAGCAAUCAAAAUGGAUCCCUCGUUAGGAAUAAGCGAUAAAAUCCUUUUACCGGAUGAAAAAAAACCCCAAGCGAAACAUUUACUCUCAAGAUCCGAGUAUUUACUUAAAGUUUUAAAAAAAUGUUUAGAUCAAAAAAAAGGAGUGGCAAAACCUAAAAGGCAAAAAAAGAAAUUAAAGGAAACAUCAAAAGAGAUAAUCGAUAAUCACGACGUUUCAUCAGCCGAAGAAAAUACGAUUCCCUCAACGUUGGGAACCGUGAAAAAAAUCGUUAAAACAAAAUCGGAAGGAGAAGAAGAAAAAGAAGAUAAAAAAAAAGAGAAAAAAGUUAAAAAGGAGAAAAAAGACAGUAGCGAGUCGAAAGAGAGAAAAGAAAAAGAGGGAAAAGCGAAAAGGAAAAAAGUUCAGGGUCCCAUGCAUUUCACGGCCAAUAACAAACCGAGAGCCGUUGAAGUUUUGGGAGAUUUGGAUCCCGCCUGUAAAGAAAAAAUGAGACCCGUAAAAAAGGCGUUAAAAUCAUUGGAUAAUCAAGAUCAAUCCUUGGGUCAACAAGAACAGGUUCAACAUACGAGAAUGUGUCUUUUGCAAAUCGGAGAUCAAAUAAAUAAAUGUUUAUCAGAGUAUAAAGAUCCCGAUAAAGUGAAAGAAUGGAGAAGUAACCUUUGGUAUUUUGUAUCGAAAUUCACGGAAUACGAUGCGAAAAAAUUGUACAAAUUAUACAAGCACGAAGUGAAAAAAGAAUUGGAAAAAAAAUUAGGAGUUAAAGAAGGGGAAAAGGAUAAGGAGAAAAUCAAAGAAAAGAAAAAGGAGAAAUUGGGGAAAAUGUUGGACGUCGAGGGAAGAGGGGAAAAGGAUAGGAUAAGUAAUAAAAGGAGAAUCGACGAUGAUAGGGAAAGUUCUUUAUCCCCCGCUAAAAAGCCUUAUCACGAAGGGAAAAGCAGAGGUAGAGAAGACUGGAUGGAAAGAGACAGAAGCAGAUCUCGGGAUUUGGAUUAUAAAAUUAAAGACGAUAGAAGAUCUCAUAAGGAAAGUCACCACGGGGCGCCACUCACUCCGCAAAGGCCGGGAGGAUCGCAAAAUUCAUCCAGGCACGAUUACAGCCCCGGAGAUUCUAGGACGACGUUGAGUCCUCACGGGAGAAACCAUAGGGAAAGAGAUCGAGAUAGAGAUAGGGAUAGGGAUAGAGAUAGAGAUAGGGAAAGAGACAGGGAUAGAGAUAGAGAUAGAGACAGGGAUAGGGAUAGAGAUAGAGAUAGGGAUAGGGAAAGAGAUAGAGAUAGAGAUCGAGACCGGGAUAAAGAUAGAGAAAGAGAUAGAGACAGGUAUAACGAUCAUAAACGUGAUAGAUACGAUGGUUAUUCUAGAAUUCCGAAUUCUUUGUACAGAGACAGUAGAGACUCGAGAGAAAGAAUAAAUCAUCGGAGACCAUAUCAUCAAGGCCCUCCUCCGGCUUACCCGAAUCAUUACGGAGUACCUCCCGUACCCUACGGAAUGUCUCCCGUCGGAUUGUAUCCCCCGGGAGAAGUGCCUCCUCCGGGAAUAUUUUCUCCGGCUCGAUACGCCGCUCCAGUCGGUCCAAGUUACGGAGAAUGGAGAGGAAAAGAAUACAGAAGAGGAGAAUACGACGGAAGGCGGCCACCUUCGAAUUCCUAG